Molecule: messenger RNA, 3152 nt
Organism: Artibeus jamaicensis (Jamaican fruit-eating bat)
Lineage: Eukaryota; Metazoa; Chordata; Mammalia; Chiroptera; Phyllostomidae
Gene: MCTS1
Product: MCTS1 re-initiation and release factor
Exons: 6
Coding region: 541-1089 (182 amino acids)
Biological process (GO): formation of translation preinitiation complex
Molecular function (GO): RNA binding
Source: RefSeq, a predicted model, not a curated record
GCAAAGAUCCUCUUUCUCUCUCCCCCACCCCUGCCAUCCUUAAUCCCCAAGGUUUUCUGUAGUAUACUAUAUACUCUCACUUGCAUCUUGCAGCACCUCUCUCAGCUUUCCAUCCCUAAUCCUCGGUCGGGUUUUGGCUCUACCACCUUUAUUUUCUGUAUCUUUACCCCUCUUUCUCCUUUGCCCGCCUCCGAUCCCGCAAUCCUAUCUCCAUUUCUAGGGUUCGACCAAACACAUCCUUGCACUGUAAUUUAGUCGUAUAUCCUCUUUAUCUAAGAGGAGAACCCUGCACUCGCUGCCAUAUGUUUAUUAGUUAUGAACUGAAUAACGGAAGGCUUGACUUCCUGGGUCAUGGGAGUGAAGGAGUCUGGGUGACAGGAAGCAAGCGGGCUGUCAUGCCUAUUGCCUAGCUGCCAGAUUAAAACAGCGUGAUUGCCCCACAGGCUGGCUAUUCAGUGUAAAGAAGACAAAAAUUCCUUGGGAACCUACCUAGUAGAUUUUCCUUGCAGAUUUGGUAGACGCAAAAAGCAAAGGGGAAACAUGGGCAAAGGAAGAUUUGAUGAAAAAGAAAAUGUGUCCAACUGCAUCCAGUUGAAAACCUCAGUUAUAAAGGGUAUUAAGAACCAACUGAUAGAGCAAUUUCCAGGUAUUGAACCAUGGCUUAAUCAAAUCAUGCCUAAGAAAGAUCCUGUCAAAAUAGUGCGAUGCCAUGAACAUAUAGAGAUCCUUACAGUAAAUGGAGAGUUACUGUUUUUUAGACAAAGAGAAGGGCCUUUUUAUCCAACCCUAAGAUUACUUCACAAAUAUCCCUUUAUCCUGCCACACCAGCAGGUUGAUAAAGGAGCCAUCAAAUUUGUACUCAGUGGAGCAAAUAUCAUGUGUCCAGGCUUAACUUCUCCUGGAGCUAAACUUUACCCUGCUGCAGCAGAUACGAUUGUUGCCAUCAUGGCAGAAGGAAAACAGCAUGCUCUGUGUGUUGGAGUCAUGAAGAUGUCUGCAGAAGAUAUUGAGAAAGUCAACAAAGGAAUUGGCAUUGAAAAUAUCCAUUAUUUAAAUGAUGGGCUGUGGCAUAUGAAGACAUAUAAAUGAGCAUCAGAAAGAAUGCACUUUGACUAAUAUGGAUAUUGUGCUGUAUCUGUGUUUGUGUCUGUAUAUGACAUCAUGAAGACAGUGCUUCUUUGAUUAUGCUGAAUAAAUUCAACAGAUGCUAAAAUUCUGUUAGCUUAAAAAAUCAUUUUAGUUUUUCUUAAACUGGAGUUCAAGUUGGGUAACAAACUUGGACAUUAAAAGGUAUCUGGUAAGUAACCAAACUCAAGACGGCUUCAUGUCCUUUUUUAGGCUAAUGAUAAAGGAACUUGCCAGUAUGUGGCUGACCCCCCCCCCGCCCCCCAGAGAUUCUGACAAGUUUGGGGGAAUUUUUAUCCCAUUACCCCAGGGCACCUAGAAGUGCCCCUUCUCUUUUGUGUGUGUUGUUUGUUUGUUGUUGUUUUUCAAUUUUUCAUUAUGGAAAAUUCCAAACAUAUACAAAAGUAUGGGAAGAAUAGUAUAAUGUGCCUUUUCUGUAUCCAUCACCUAGCUUCAGUUUAUGGCCAGUCUUAUUUCAUCUAUAUCUCACUUAUUCCUUCCUACUCUGCUCCUUAAUUAUUUUGAAUAAAAUCUCAGAUAUAUAAUUUUAUCCAUAAUUACUUUAAUAUGUAUCUUCAAAAGAUAAGUGGUUUUAUUUUUAUAAAAAACAUAACCCCAAUAUUAUCACAUCUAAAAAAUUAAUUUUUUAAUAUGAGCAAAUAUCUGGACUAUGUCCAAAUAUGUGACAGGUGUACUUGAUCGUCUCUUUCUUAACUUGGUUUGCUUGAAAUAGGUACCAAAGUCCAUUUAUUGUAUUUGAUUGUUAUUUAUUUAAAUCUCCUUUUUAAAAAAAUAUUUAUUUAUUUAUAGUGAGAGGGGAAGGGAAGGAGAAAGAGAGGGAGAGAAAUAUCAGUGUGUGGUUGCCUCUUGCACACCCCAUCCUGGGGACUUGGCUUGCAACCUAGGCAUAUGCCCUGGCUGGGAAUUGAACCUUUGACCCUUUGGUUCAUAGUCCAGUGCUCAAUCCCACUGAGCCACACCAGCCAGGGCUAAAUCUCUUUUAAUUAGUAAGUUCUCCCUCCUUCUCUUCCUCUUUAAGAUAUUGAGUUGUUUUCUCUUACACAAUUUCGUCUGACGUUCCGGAUUUUGUCAAUUAUAUCACUGUAAAGUAAUUUAACUUAUUGUUUUUGCCCCUUGUCUAGUCUAUAAACAGAUAAGCUUAAUCAGAUUCAGGUUCCAUCCACUUAGUGCUCUCUCUUGAAAGUAUAUAGAUGCCCUGAACUUCCAGAUUUGGGUCCCCACUGUAUUCUUCAAAGAAUGUGUAUCUCCUGUCAUAAGUGGCAUAGAAGGACCAUAGACCUACCUCAGUAAAAUCAGUAAGCAGUUUUGGGAGUUAUAUGAGCAGUUAUGAACCUAUACAGUGAUAAUGGACUUUUUUUUUCCCUGAUAAUCUUGCUGUCAUUCUAGUGUCUCAGACAUCUUUACUUGGUUGUUUAUGAAUAUGUGACAUGUGGUUUUAUUUUUCAGAUGGAUAAAGACAUUUACAAUAUUGUGGUGACCUGUGUUACAGUUAGAAGUUGGUGAGAAAGGUGAGGGACAGUAAAAAGAGAGAGAGCAUUUAGCUGGCUGUUGUAGCUGGGCCGCCCAAAGUGUAACACCAGGGUCUGACUCUCAGAGUGAGAAACAAUUUCCCACUAAUGAAAUUUGUAAGAGUUUCAUGUUAGAAUGUAGAUGUAUUAAUUUAUAGUGAUAAGUCUGCUAAGGGGAAACAAUUAGUAUACUAGAAAUUUCUUGGUGAACAUGGGUGAACAAAAAGCAAAGGAAGGUUGAUAAUCUGGGGAAAUAUUUCAUCUGAGCUGGCGCAAUGUUUGGAGAGGUUUUCCUGUUUCGUCAUCAAUUAGAAUUCUUGUCUGCCAUACUCUUUGUUUCCCGGCCUAGAGAGGCACCCUAAUAUUUUAUUUCCUCUACUUUUUAAGUUCUCUGUUGAAUAUGUUCCUUUGUUAUGAAAGUUACAUUUUAUAGUCUUCCAUAUUGUUAUAUUUUAUUAUGCCUGUUGGAUACAAGUAUAAAUAAUGUUAUUAGUAAUA